UUGUGAUAAAAUUGCGAUGGCCUCAAAUGAAAAAAUAGGAACUGUCGUCGUAGAAACUUGCUUCCCACGCAAUAAUUUCCUUCGGCCGAACGGAAUCCCAGUAUCCAUAUAAAAAUUAAAAAUCAGUUCCAGUCCAACUAUUACAAAAUUCACGAUCCCAUUCCCCAAUUUAAUCAAAUUUUACCCAGCAAUGGAUUUUGAUUCAUCCUUAAAACAAUACGUUUCAGACAAAUUAAUUUCGGUUUUUGGGUAUUCUCACCCAACAGCAGUACUCUACGUGAUCGCAUUGUGCAAGCAAGCCGCAACUCCGGCCGACAUCAUCCGUAAGCUUCUCGAAUUGGGUACGUCUUCUUCAAAUUUAAUUCAUGAUUUUGCAUUUGAACUGUUUGAUAAAUUGCCUCAUAGAAACCCUACUUUAAAUUUGCCUAGACCUGAGCAGAAUGAGACAGAGUUGGUUAAUCAAGCCAAACCCCGUAGGAAUUAUCGGCUAAUCAAGGCUGAAUCUGACAAUGAUGACGAUGAUGAUGAUGAUGCGAAGAGUCGGGUUAAAGAACCGAUAUUUACAAAGAGGAAAGUUGAUGAUAAUUGUGAUGAUGUUGAUGCUUUGAGAGUGAGAUCAAGGCAGGGGUAUUUAAAGAAACGGGUGAAAACGAAAUUGGAGGAGAUUCAAGAUGAGUUAGAUGAUGAAAUUGUUUGUUUUGAUGAUGUGAAGUUGAGUGAGAGAGAGACUUCGCUGAUUAAACGGAAAAAAGAGGUGCGUGAGAUUGUGAACAAAGGGGGUUAUUAUGAUGGGGUUGAUUGUGAGGAUCGGUAUAGGAUUCCGGAGGUUUAUGAUGAUCAACGAGGGCGUGUUGAUCAGAAGAAGAGGUUUUCUGUUGCUUCACAGCGUGAGACGGAUGGGUUUGAAAAGCAGGAGUCGUGGGAGGUGUAUCAGAGCCGUAAGGGGAUGAUGAGGUUUGGUUCGAAAGAUAGGAAGAGGGAAUGUGAUGAAUAUCAGCUUUUGUUUGAUCGAAUUUAUACUCUUGAGGACCAAUUGCCUGAUCAAUCAGUAGCUGAUAUGGAGAUUGAAGUUGAUGUAUCAAAUGAUUUUGAAGAGAAUAGGAAGGCAUUGCCUAUUUUUCAGCAUAAGGAAGAACUUUUGAAAUUAAUUCGAGAGAAUCAGGUUCUGGUAAUUGUAGGAGAGACUGGGUCUGGGAAAACUACCCAGAUACCUCAGUAUCUUCAUGAGGCAGGAUACACAAAGAAUGGUCGAAUUGGCUGUACACAGCCACGGAGGGUUGCUGCAAUGAGUGUGGCUUCUAGGGUAUCUAGUGAAAUGGGAGUGAAACUUGGGCAUGAGGUUGGGUAUAGCAUUAGAUUUGAGGAUUGCACAUCGGAGAAGACUGUUUUAAAAUAUAUGACAGAUGGCAUGCUGUUGCGAGAGUUUAUGGUGGAACCAGACCUGAAAAGUUAUAGUGUGAUUAUGGUAGAUGAGGCACAUGAGAGAACAAUUUCCACUGACGUUAUUUUUGGUUUAGUGAAAGACUUGGCAAGAUUUCGAAGUGACCUCAAGUUGCUAAUCACUAGUGCAACUCUUGAGGCAGGAAAGUUCUCUAAAUAUUUCGAUGAUGCUUUUAUUUUUAGAAUUCCAGGAAGGCAGCAUCCUGUUGAUAUAUUGUACAAGCAACCGGUAAAGACAUACUUGGAGGAAGCUAUUGCUGCUGUUUUUCAUGUACAUGUGUCUCAACCACGAGGUGAUAUUUUGGUGUUCCUCACUGGACAGGAAGAUAUUGAAAGCGCAGAGGAUACUUUGAAACAAAUGGUGAGACAUUAUGGAAGUAAAAUUGCUGAGCUCGUGAUAUGUCCAAUAUUUGCUAACCUUCCCACUGAGCUGCAGGCUAAGAUUUUCAAUCCUACUCCCAAAGGGGCACGCAAGGUUGUCUUGGCAACCAACAUUGCUGAAACUUCUCUAACAAUCAACGGAAUAAGAUAACAGAAGUUUCCAAAGCAUCUGCUGCACAGCGAGCAGGUCGUGCUGGACGAACAGGGCCAGGAAAGUGCAUUCGGUUAUAUACUGCCGAUCACUACAAACAGCUCAAUGAUAAUUCUGUUCCA
Mercurialis annua (annual mercury) is the source of this 2094-nucleotide messenger RNA. Its product is annotated as pre-mRNA-splicing factor ATP-dependent RNA helicase DEAH1-like. The record is from RefSeq and is a predicted model, not a curated record. Gene Ontology annotation, cellular component: intracellular anatomical structure; catalytic step 2 spliceosome. The transcript has 2 exons. Gene Ontology annotation, molecular function: ATP binding; RNA binding. Lineage: Eukaryota; Viridiplantae; Streptophyta; Magnoliopsida; Malpighiales; Euphorbiaceae. Bases 191 to 1972 code for a protein of 593 amino acids.